Molecule: messenger RNA, 771 nt
Organism: Naumovozyma dairenensis CBS 421
Lineage: Eukaryota; Fungi; Ascomycota; Saccharomycetes; Saccharomycetales; Saccharomycetaceae
Exons: 1
Coding region: 1-771 (256 amino acids)
Source: RefSeq, a predicted model, not a curated record
AUGUCUACCUUUACCAAAAUUACUACAACAAUUUUAACAAUGGAUAAUACUGACUUUAAAAUCUCUAUCUAUGUUAGCGACUAUAUGGGACCUAACGCUGUUCUCCUCGGCCAGCCUUUUCUUCUACCAAACAACAUUGGGGUUAUCAACAACAUAUAUCCACACCUUGGUAUUUUUAACAUUGAUAUCCACUACACUCCACCAUUUACAAACGACCGCAAAAAGUUCACAGUACCACUUCAUAGUACCGCACUUGCUGACACUGCUCCAAGUUAUGUGACUACUAUUACUACCGGUCCUCCUUCUUUGUCUCCUCCCAGCUUCACUGAACCGGAAAUCUGUUCCCAACAGUUCUCUAUCCAUUCCACAGCUACCGCCCAAGCACACGCUCAACUAUCCAAUCACUGUGCCAAAAUCAAAGCUAAUUUUGACCGUCGCAGCCACGUCUCCGUUCCCCACUUUAAAAUUGGUGAUAUUGUCCUCGUCGGAGCUCAACUUCGUCGCUCCAACCACAAUAGUGCUAGAAAAUCAACCCCCUCUUGGGCUGGACCUUAUAUCAUCUCCAAAGUCCUCAAACACGUCUACCACUUCACAGAACUUGAUGGCACCCCCCUUCGUCACCACUUUCCAGCUUCGUUCCUCAAAUUAUUUCAUUCCCGUCCUGGAUUCUCCCCCAUUCUUCAUUUUCCUGGAGGGGAGGACUCUGUUGGUACUGAUCGAAUUCCCGCUAUUUCGACCCGGUCCAAAUCAAAUCAUUUGAGAAGUCAUUGA